Messenger RNA from Xyrauchen texanus (razorback sucker), 8596 nucleotides. Its product is annotated as adenylate cyclase type 9-like. Bases 1 to 4185 code for a protein of 1394 amino acids. Gene Ontology annotation, biological process: adenylate cyclase-activating G protein-coupled receptor signaling pathway; intracellular signal transduction; cyclic nucleotide biosynthetic process. The record is from RefSeq and is a predicted model, not a curated record. The transcript has 10 exons. Gene Ontology annotation, molecular function: adenylate cyclase activity. Lineage: Eukaryota; Metazoa; Chordata; Actinopteri; Cypriniformes; Catostomidae.
AUGGCUUCUCCUCAACAUCAACAACUGCUGCUUCACAACAGCGAAGUGAGCUGCGACUCUAGCGGUGAUGGCGCUGUAUCCGUGCGCAUCAGUGGUACCAAACUACACAAACAACAGCGUGGGAGUUUGGGCACCAGCGCUAUGUGCAGCAUCCUAGGGGGCUCCAAACACUGCAAAUACAGCAUCUCUUCCAGCUGUAGCUCAGGCGAGUCUGGCAUCUGCAAACCGGUCCUUAAAGGCCUGCGGACGCAAAGGAAAAUGCCACAGCUGUUUGAGAGGUCAGCCGGUCACUUUUGGAACCCCAAGUUUGAUUCCAACAUUCUGGAGGAGGCUUGUCGCGAGCGCUGUUUCCCGCAGAUGCAAAGACGUUUUCGCUGCGUGUUGUUUUAUCUGGCAGCUGCCAGCCUACUUUGGGGAUGUUUCUUCAUGGUUAAUGCCAAUCGAUGUGAACAAACCGCCUUCCUAUUGCCCACGGCCUCAUUCCUACUCCUCUGUUGCCUCCUGUUCAUCUUUACUUUUACACGGUUUUACACCCGCUGCUACACUCAAGCCUCGCUGUUACUAAUUGUGGUCACUUUCGCCCUAACACUCGCACCACAGAUCCAAACAUCAGGUUUUAGCGACUUCAGCAAUCUUUCGAUUAUGGAUGAAGAAGAUUUAGGUGGUUUUGAGAGUGGAAACCUCACUUUUGAGGCUCCCCAAAGUGGAGAUUCAAAGGCCCCAUGUUUAUCUCCAGUUGGCACCUUCUCGCUUGGCAUGGAAGUGCUUUCAUUGCUCUACAGUUUCCUCCAUGUUCGUCUGUAUGCAUCUGUACUGCUCGGCUUGUUCUACUCCAUUCUGUUUGAGACGCUUGGCUGGAUGCACUUGAUUCAAGGUGAUGAAUGGAGCCACUCUAAAGAGGAACAUUUGGAAACACUUUAUUGGCUGAUCCCUGGGAGGGUCAUUUUACAUCUUUGCGCCCACAUCAUCGGCAUACACCUUUUUAUUAUGUCAGAAGUGCGCUCACGAAGCACAUUCCUCAAGGUUGGCCAGGCCAUCAUGCACGGGAAAGACUUAGAGGUCGAAAAGGCCCUGAAGGAGCGAAUGAUCCACUCAGUAAUGCCUCGUCGGGUGGCAGAUGAGCUCAUGAAGCAGAGCGAUGAUGACAACGACAAUUCAGUUAAACGCUACUCGACGGGAGAGGCAAUAGUCGGUGCCGCAAGCCCUAAAAACACCAAGCACAAAAAGACUUCGAUACCACGAGGGCAGAUUAUUUUCCGACCCUUUAACAUGAAACGCAUGGAGCCAGUAAGUAUCCUAUUCGCGGAUAUUGUUGGUUUCACCAAAAUGAGUGCCAACAAGUCCGCGCAUGCACUGGUGGGACUCCUCAAUGACUUAUUUGGCCGUUUCGAUCACUUGUGUGAACUCACGUGUUGCGAGAAGAUCAGCACGCUCGGGGACUGCUACUAUUGCGUCGCCGGUUGUCCUGAGCCGCAAGAAGACCAUGCUUAUUGUUGUGUGGAGAUGGGACUUGGAAUGAUCCAAGCCAUUGAGCAGUUCUGUCAGGAGAAGAAGGAGUUGGUGAACAUGCGUGUUGGCGUCCACACAGGCACUGUACUUUGUGGGAUUCUUGGCAUGAAGCGUUUUAAAUUUGAUGUCUGGUCCAAUGAUGUCAAUCUAGCCAAUCUCAUGGAGCAGUUGGGUGUUGCCGGGAAAGUUCACCUGUCUGAGGCCACGGACAAGUUCUUGGAUGAUCGUUACCUGAGGGAGGACGGGAGGGUCCCAGAUAGGAUCAGACCAAGUUUGGUUGCAGAUCAACUCAAAGGUCUCAAGACAUAUCUGAUAUCGGGGCAUAAACUGAUGCAUGCCCAGCGGAGCUGCCCUCAGGCUGGUCUGGCAAGCGCAGCCACGUCCUGUGGCCACGCUCCUGAUCUUAUGAUCUCAACCUGCGCCCUGACACCGGACAGAGUUAAAUCUGCCUGUCCCUCGUGUAGCGUGUUGACUGAAGACGGAGUGGUUCCUAACAGCUGCACAGAUCCAAAUCACAAGACAAUCAACAGCAAGGUGCGGCCCCAAGGCCAGAGUCCCAAGACCUUUAAUGGCUUAUUAAGCCCUCACCUGGAGCAGCCGCUGACCCAGAGUCAGACGUCACUGUGCGAGAUGCUCCAUGAGAAGAAAUGGGGUGUAGCCAGUGGCAUGGGAGUGAUGGACCAUUCCGCCCUCAUCCCACUGCGCUCCAAAAACUUCCGCGAGAGGAGCGACGCUCACUUCGUGGAUGUAAUAAAGGAGGACAGUCUAAUGAAAGAUUACUUUUUCAAACCGCCCAUUAACAAGCUGAGCCACACAUUCAUAGACAAAUCUUUAGAGUCGGCUUACAAGACCAGCUACCAGGAGGAGGUGGAGACACAGGCUCCUGUUCAGACCUUUGCCAGUCCCACGUUCAGCUCUUUUCUGGACAUGCUGCUGUGUUGUUGUGUUCUUCUGGCUCUCUCAUUGGCUUGCUUCCUGCGACCGCUGGUUACCCAUCAGCCGGUGCCCACACCGGCCCUCAUAGUGGCGGCAGUCGCAGCAGUGCUUGAGUGUUUGGCCCUAUUGCUGGCAAUCCGAAGAGCAUUUUACCUGGGCACGGUUGCAAACUGCACCAGAACUCUCCUCUGGGCGAUCUCCGGCUGGAUUCCCCGUCACAUGAUCGGAGCCGUGCUGGUGUCUUUACCUGCAGUGGCUGUGUUCUCUCAUAUCACCUGCAAUAUGCAUCAAUCCAUACAGUUCACUAUGUUCACCUGCUGUGCUGUCAUCAUCGCCAUCAUCCAGUACUGCAAUUUCUGUCAGCUCAGUUUCUGGAUGCGUUCAAGCUUGGCGACGCUAACAGGACUCACUUUCUUUAGCGUGCUGUGGAGCCCCCCCUGCAGCACUUGGGAACGUUUAUUUUUUAGAUCCAGUGACUUCAACAGCAGCAGUAUUGACAUCCAGACCUCUACAAAAGAUGUGGUCCGAGCCCAGGACCUGCUCGGCCCAGAGGCUUUGGUGGCCUUUUUCCUGUUGAUUCUACUCGUCUGGUUUCUCAACCGUGAGUUUGAGGUCAGCUACCGGCUACACUACCAUGGCAACAAGGAAGCAGACCAACAUCGCAUUAAGAUCCAAAACAUGCGCGACCAGGCGGACUGGCUCUUGCGAAACAUCAUUCCCAUCCACGUGGCCGAGCAGCUCAAGGUAACCCAGAGCUACUCGAAGAACCACGACAAUGUGGGUGUCAUCUUUGCCAGCAUUGUCAACUUCAGCGAGUUCUACGAAGAGAGCUAUGAGGGCGGCAAAGAGUGCUACCGUGUCCUGAACGAACUUAUCGGGGACUUCGACGAACUCUUGCGCAAAUCAGACUUCUCCAACAUUGAGAAGAUCAAGACGAUUGGCGCCAGCUACAUGGCAGCAUCAGGCCUCAAUACGCAACAGUGCCGCGACCAAGCGCACCCUCACGCCCACCUGCGAGCGCUGUUCGAAUUUUCCCUGGAAAUGAUGCGCGUGGUUGACGACUUCAAUAAAAACAUGUUGGGCUUCAAGUUCAAGUUACGGAUCGGGUUCAACCACGGACCUCUUACCGCUGGAGUUAUCGGCACAACCAAGCUACUCUACGACAUUUGGGGCGACACGGUAAAUAUCGCGAGUCGGAUGGACACUACAGGUGUGGAGUGUCGCGUUCAGGUUAGCGAGGAAAGUUAUUGUGUUCUCAGCGGAAUGGACUACAAGUUUAACUACCGUGGUACUGUCAACGUGAAGGGUAAGGGACAAAUGAAGACCUACCUUUACCCAAAGAGCGCAGACAGACGUCCUGUGCCACAGUACCAUCUCUCGGUCUCACCAGAAAUACGAGCGCAGGUGGACGGAAGCAUUGGUCGCUCACCCACCGAUGAGAUCGCCAAUAUGGUGCCUGCCGCCAAUGCCGGUAGAGUUGGUCCAUCGUUGUCUGUCAGCUCAGGUCUUACUGGACAAGGAUACGUCGGGAGAGACUUCACUGAGAAGGUAUCUGGCAGUGAUCGUACAGCCAAGACCCAGCGAUCCGCAUCUGCUGUUGGCCUGACUGCUAUACCAGAGAGUCCAACUGCAUUUGGUAGACCACAAAACCUAAUUAGCCAACCAGAAAGCCAUGAAUCAAAGGCCACGACAAAAGAGAACAAAGACAUUGAGUACACUGGUGAACUGACAAAACUUUAACUCUAAACAAACCAACAAUGUCGUUCUUGUUGGUUGUCCCUUCUGAAAAAAACAGCUUAAACCAGCCUAAGCUGGUUUGCUGAUAUUAGCUGGUUUUAGAUGGCCUGGCCAAGCUGGUCUUCAGCUGGUUUAAUUGGUCGGCCAGCAGGUAUCCAAGCUGACCUCCUAAUAAAACCAAAAAACAGACCAGCUAAGACCAGUAAUCCAUCUUGGGCUGGUUUAAGAAAGCUAAUUUUGCAGUGUUAACCCUUUUAAAGGGUUCUAACCCUUUCUUUACGUUUUUAAGGAUAGGCAUGUUUAGGGAUGUACGUAUGCUAGCAUAGAUUUGUAUCUGUGUAUGUGGAGUGGAGAAGUCUCCUGAAUUUAAGCAUUUAAGCACAUAAUCUUACAACUAGUGUUUAUUCUGCAAGCCCAAUAUUUCAGCACAAACAGACCUAACGUACCCUUCUUAAAGGGAUAGUUCACACAAAAAUUAAACAUCUGAAUUUCUUUUUUCCAUGAAACACGGGAGAUGUUAAGCAGAACAUUAACCUCAGUCACCAUUCACUUUCACUGUCUAUAAAAAAGAAUGUGGAUUUUGGAACAACAUGAGUAUGAGUAAAUUAGGACAGUCCCUUUAAAUAGGCCACGCAUUUUUCCAAUAAUUUCAUACUGAACAUUAUUUCCCUUUAGCUCUUACUAUUUUCUGCCAUUUGUGAAUUAUUUUCUCAUAAUGAAGUGCCUUUACGAUGAUAACAUUAUGUAUGAGGCAUUUUUUUAAAUGGAAAACCGAUUCAUCAAUCCAGUCCUCAUGUAUAUUUGAUGUUAGAAAAAGUUGUAGUUUUUUGUGAAAGCAAUUGAUAUAUUUUGGAGUUCCCUCUGUUAUAAGUUCAUCGAUCAGUAUUUACGAGGCUGCUUUGACAAUUUUACAAAGCAAAACUCCAUAUUGCAAUGAGUUUACAGUAUAUUGCAAUUUUUAAAAGAAUAGCGCAUGCAUGGUGAACAGUGUCUGUAUUAGCGAAAUUGAAUAAUGUAGAGCAAGCUAUGGGCUAAAUUCUCCAGAAUCCAGAAUGUAAAAUAUUUCUACAGGACAUUUUUCAUCUUUACUUUAAUUAGCUCUACUGUAGGUCCAUGUUUGCCUUGUUGACGCUCACGUUUUUGUGUCCUUCUAAUAUUGUUUCAUUUUAUUUAUCUUUUUGCUAUUUUAUUUUUCAUCCUGCAAUAGAUUGGAGGGCUGGCCAAAUCCUAAAUCGCAAACAUUGCAGAAUUUGUGACUUUUCCAUCUGCUGUCAGCCUAUAGGUGAUGUUAAAAUAGGUUGCGAACACCGUAUCAUGUUGACUUUAACUUCUAUAAUUGUUGACUUUCAUGGCUGCACUGAGAUCUUGGAGAAGAAAAGUCAAUUAAAUUUGUUAUAUUGUCAAGAAAGUAACUUUAUUGAAGAAGAUUGGACAUUUUUUUGAUUGGAAAAUAAGUCAUUUUUGCCAUAUAAGUCACUGCAGUGGCAGAAUGGUGGCAUGAUGACUGGCAUGAACACUGUAAUGAUCAAAGUAACGUACAUUUUCUGUGCCAGAUAAAUGUAAAAACUGUGAAAAUUAGAAUGGGUUAAAAUAUAGCUUUGCCUGCUUAUCAGAGCAAUAGUAAAGGGUAAAUUAUUGUAUGGGAUAUUAGAAAAAGGUUAUCGUUCAGUCGUCGCUAUGUAAGUAAUUUUGCACUAAUAUUGCAUUCAUUACAUGACUGUCACUGCUUUAAAACUUUGCCUUUCGAUAACCAUUUGAUAUAUUUCUUUGUCCCCUUUGACUUUGUAACGGGCAACCUGUCUUAGUUUAAAAGGGUUGUGUGCUCAAGGUAUUCUCUGGUUGUAUUUCAUAUAAAUUCAGAUUUAAAUGUAGUAAAUGGACAUAGUAGUGAUAUCCAAAGAAACCGUAGGUAGAUUUUUCUUCAGCCAAAAUCGGUCUGUGCUUACCAAAAUGCGAAACACUGCCCCCGGUGGCCAAAGCGGUAAGUGUUGUUGGACAUAUGGGCAUGUGUGAGCUCCAUUAUCAACAUGAUCACACGGGAAGUCUGCAUGUUGUUUUCCGAGAGUUCCGGUACACUAUGAUUGGCCGCAUUAUGCCAACUCACAGACAAACGGCAUCUCCUAUUGAAUAUUUGUGCAUCGGCCCCAGUAUGUUUACCUUCCCUUGUUGUGUGACCGGAAGUGUGUUGUGUCAACAGCGUGGGAGACUCGGGUUCAGAUCCCACGUUGAAGCCAGCAUAAUCAGUGACAAGUGCAAUUCAGAGGAUUAAUUUCCCCUCUAACAUUACUACAUAAUUAUGUUUACUCCACUGAUGGUUACAUUUAAGUUUGGGGUUUGGGUUGCGGAGUAAAGUUUAUAAAUCAUGCAUUCCUGUUCACUGUAUUACAGCUGAAAACGACUCGCUUCGCAACUCGCUUUUGGCGCCCCUCUGUGGACAUUUCACUCAUAAAAUGGCACUCACACGUGCCCAUACGCCCAACAGCAGUUAUGGCUUUGGCCACCGGGGGCAGUAUUUCACAUUUCGGUGAGCACAUACCGAUUUUAGGUAAAGGAAAGUCAACAUACUGUUUCCGAUUUCACUGUGGGAUCAGUCAGGAUGUUUAUAGGGAUUGUGCUCUGAUUAAACGAUUGAAAGAAAAUGGGAAAUGUACAAAGUUUUGACAUGUUUGUGUGAGUUUGCUAUCUGCCAAGAACACAUACUAAAAAGGGAAUUGUUAUAAAAAGGUGAUUGAUUUGCCAGUAUUUCUCAUUGUAUGCAUUAGUGCCUUUUACUCAUUUAAAAUGCAUCUAAAUGGUCAAAGGACGUCAUCCUGUUUGUUUUCCUACUCAAAUACGGUAUAUUCACUGAAUGCUUGUGUAUGAUAAAUGUCAUCAGAUUUUUAGUGCCGUGCCUUUACUUAAUAAGACUUUGCUAGACAUGUCCAUUCCCACUGUAUAUUCUUUCUGAAUGUGAAUUAAUACUGUGUUCAUUACAGGAUGCAUAUCGUCAGUUUACUCCAAGAUGCCAAUCUUCUGUGCCGAUUUUGAUACUUGAUAUGUUUUUGGCGACACUGUGUAUAAUAAUCAAUUUAUUUAAAUAUGAUGUUUUAUAGGGCAUUAAUAAAAGUGCCCGUCUUGCGUAGAGAGGAUAUGAGCACACAACCCUUAGAGGCUCCUCUUUUUCAGUAUAGAGCAUUACGAAACUUGAUUAAAACUAAAAAUGCAUUAUGAUUCAGCCUCAGAAUAGCUGCUUUGCAUCUUGAACUAUCGAUUUUAGCUUGUUGAAACACAUUUAUGUUUAAUUUUGUUGUUGAAAUCGACUACGUAUGAACUUUGCAUUACGUUUCUGCUGCUCUUGACUUUAAGCGAGGAAAUCAUGACCGAACUAAUGCAUGAUAACCGAAGAGCCAAAUUUGAAAAACUCUUUGUUUGAUUUAUUACUUAAACUGGACCAAUUCAUGAUUCAGAGCGAUUUGACUUUAUAGAAAUGCGUGUAAGCUACUUGACCUGUAAACUUGAGGCUUUAAUUAAUUUAGUGUUACUGGGACUUCUUGCCAAAGAGUGUAUUUAUUCAAGAAUGUAUGAUUUUGACACCGUAAUAGGUCAUUUAUAAACUGUGUCCAUUAAGAUUUCUUUUAAGUUUGUACAUAUGCAUUGCUCUGUGUCAGCAUAUCAUUUUUUUGAAUUAUUUAUACUGAUGCAUGUGCCAUACUGUUACAUCAAAGCCAAUGGAGGAAAGGGGAAAGCUAAUAACACAGUGGUGAAGUCUGCCAUCUGUCUUUUGAUUUGUAAUGAAUCUGAAUGAAAAAUAUCCUGCAUUCACACAACAUCAGAAACUAAUAACUAAGAGUUUUCAUGCCACGUUCACAAGUGUAAUUUUGUAACACUUCUUUAUAAAUCCAGUCUGCUUGCUCAAAUUAAAAAAACUGUUUCGCUAAAAACACCAAAGUUAUUACAAGUAUUACUACGGUUAAACAAAUUGUUCACCCAAAACUGAAAAUUCUCUCAUCAUUUAUUCCUCCUCAUGCCAUCCCAGAUGUGUAUGACUCUCUUUCUUCUGCUGAACACAAAUGAAGAUUUUUAGAAGAAUAUCUCGGCUCUGUAGGUCCGUACAAUGCAAGUGAAUGGUGACCAAAACUUUGACGUUCUCAUAAAGGCAGCAUAAAAGUAAUCCGUAUGUGGUUUAAUCCAUAUCUUCUAAAGUGAUGUGAUAUGUGUUGGUGAGAUUCAGAUCAAUAUACAAGGUCUUUUUUUAUCAUAAAUCUCUACUUUUGCUUUCACAUUCUUCUUCUUGUGUUUUUGCUGCCACCUACUGGGCUGGGAGAAGAAUUUAUUGGAAAAAAGAACUUAAAUAUUGAUCUGUUUCUCACAAACAUCUAUCAUAUCACUUCUGAAGAAAUGGGUUUAAGAACUGGAGUCAUAUGGAUGACUUUUA